AUGAAGCUUCUGCUGCUUGCCGCGCUCGGUUGCGUGUGCUCGGCCCAUCGCGAGCCAAGCAGCGACGACUAUUACAAUUUCGAGCAGAUCCGUCGUCACGACGACGACGACGACUACUACUACUACACUGAUCGCCGGUGGCUGAUCGAUCGCGAGAAGCUCGCCGAUCACGUCCGGACUGUCGUAGACCGUGGUAGAUCGAUAAACGACGAGGCAUGGUACGAAAAGAGGGAUGAUCGGAUCGGCGGGCGAGCGCGUCGCUUUCGCCUCGAGAACCCGCAGACCCAUCAUCUGAUCCGACACGGUCGCCGACAGUUCCGAUCGAUGGAUCAGAACGCGCCCACGCAGAUCAACUGGCCAGUGAAGAAAGAAGCGGUGGUCGAGGGUGAUCUGGUGAUCGGUGGUCUGAUGAUGGUGCACGAGAGGGAGGACACGGUCACGUGCGGCCCGGUGAUGCCGCAGGGGGGCGUGCAAGCCCUCGAGGCGAUGCUCUACACCUUGGACAAGCUGAACGAGGACGAGGGUAUCGUGCCAGGUGUGAAAAUCGGGGCGCACAUCCUCGACGACUGCGAUAAGGACACGUACGGCCUCGAGAUGGCCGUCGAUUUCAUAAAAGGUGAGUAAACGUUGGACACGUUCUCCUCGUCGUUUUGCUCGACGAUUACUUCUUCACAUCUUCCCCUUUUCUUUUCUUCUUUAUUUUUCUCAGAGGCAGGAUUAUUAAGAUUACACCUCGUAGAGGAUAAGGCUCUAGAAAUUUGA
Heterotrigona itama is the source of this 762-nucleotide messenger RNA. The record is from the annotation of a GenBank genome assembly. NCBI's taxonomy places the organism in Eukaryota, Metazoa, Arthropoda, Insecta, Hymenoptera, Apidae.